Messenger RNA from Styela clava, 1082 nucleotides. RefSeq lists its product as uncharacterized. The record is from RefSeq and is a predicted model, not a curated record. NCBI's taxonomy places the organism in Eukaryota, Metazoa, Chordata, Ascidiacea, Stolidobranchia, Styelidae.
GUUUUAUCUCAGAAUAAAUUUUUAAAUAUCUGAUACCUACUAGUCCAGGAUGAAUCUGAAGGUUGGAAUUCUUCUUUUGGCCGCUUCAUUGAUUGCAGUCUGUUAUGGGGACAGCUGCAGAAAUAUUGGAUGUAGAACAUUCGAUUUGACUGCCUUCGACUGCCAAUGCAAUAGAAAGUGCAUAUAUUAUGGAAAUUGCUGCAGUGAUUACAGCGCAUUGUGUGACACAGCCGCUUCAUGUAGGGGACAAAAGUGCGAUGAUGCUAGUGCACACGAUCAUGACAGACCUUGUCAAUGCAACGAACACUGCUUUGAACAUAAUGAUUGCUGCCCUGAUUACCCGGAAGCUUGCGAUGUUGUUGAUGCCCUUCACUUCUUUUGAAAUAUAUUGCAACACCAACAGAAGAAUCGUGGCAAUGGACGAUGAAACGAUUACGUGAUUUAACAAAUUAUUAAAUCAAAUAAUUAAGAUUGACUAAUUUCAAUAAAUAAACGAAUAAAUUCUCGUGUGAAUAUCUUAUAAGAACGAGCAGUAGAGCAGAAGAUUUUGAUUUCGUUACACUUAAACUCCAAUAUAUAUAGAUAUGUCGUUCAAUUAAACUUGCUGGUGACAUGGAAGUAUACAAUAUUAUUGUCACAAUACAGAUUUCAAAUUGCUCGAGGCAUUGGCGGAAUAUAUUUGAAUGAAUAGAUUGAGCAUUUAAAAAAACACCUUGAGCAUAACCACAUGAGCAAAUAUGAAAUGAUAUUGCACGGCGCUUUAAACCAGACUAAUUCCAAUCGUAACUUUCCGUUAAAGCGACCUUGUACACAACGUGUACCUGUUUUCGAAUUAUACCACAAAUAUGCAGACUUGUCCAUGGGAAACGUUCCAUGGGAUGGAACAGUACACAUUUGUAUUUCCCAUGCUACACGAAAACCGUAUGAUUUUCAAGGAAAUGAUGAUAAAACGAUUCGUUAUAAACUUCGUGUUCAUAUAUUUGAGCAUAGCUCUUUCGUUAGUUAUAAAGAGCAAAAUAUAUUCAGCAUUAACAAUAUACUUCGUGGAGGGGCUGAUGGAACCAUGUAUAAUAGUUAUGAAU